Molecule: messenger RNA, 1116 nt
Organism: Kockovaella imperatae
Lineage: Eukaryota; Fungi; Basidiomycota; Tremellomycetes; Tremellales; Cuniculitremaceae
Product: fatty acid desaturase-domain-containing protein
Exons: 4
Coding region: 1-1116 (371 amino acids)
Biological process (GO): ceramide biosynthetic process
Cellular component (GO): membrane
Molecular function (GO): sphingolipid delta-4 desaturase activity
Source: RefSeq, a predicted model, not a curated record
AUGGGGCCAGACUUUUUGUGGAUGACUACGGAGGAGCCGCACAGGUCGAGACGGAUGGCCAUCCUUAAGGCGCAUCCUGAGGUCCGGAAACUGAUGGGACCGACAUUGUACACUCCCCCACUCGUCGCUUUUGUCCUCGCCAUUCAGCUUUCCCUCGCCUACACCUCCCGCAACACUUAUCCUCUGAGCCCUCUGUUCCUUCUCGCUGCGUACGCAAUCGGAGGGACCUGUAACCAGAAUAUCUUUCUCGCCAUUCAUGAAAUCACCCAUAAUCUCGCUUUCAAAGGCAUCAAAGCCAACAAAUGCUUGGCGAUCUUUGCAAAUCUCACAAUCGGUGUUCCCUAUGCUAUGGCCUUCAAAGGGUACCAUAUCGAGCAUCAUAGGUUUUUGGGAGAGGAUGGCAUCGAUACAGACUUGCCUACGCGACUGGAGGCCGUCCUGUUGAACAAUGUAGCCGGGAAGACGUUCUUCGCCACUUUUCAACUCCUCUUCUAUGCCCUUCGACCAGGAUUCAUUCGGACGCAAAAAUUCACCAAAUGGCAUGCAGUCAAUCUCGCCGUCGUGCUCAGCUUCGAUACCCUGAUCGUCAAGACCUGGGGAUGGUACUCUUUGUUCUACCUCCUGAUCUCUUCCUUCUUUGCUGGCAGUCUGCACCCAUGCGCUGCGCACUUCAUUGCCGAACACUACCUGAUGAGUGGUCCUGUCGGUAUCGAGGGUGAAGAUGAUAUCAUCGGUCUCGGACAAGAGACAACGAGCUACUACGGUCCACUGAACUGGCUCUGCUACAAUGUCGGAUACCACAACGAGCACCACGACUUCCCCUCCAUCCCGUGGACACGUCUGCCCGCUCUGCGUCGUCUCGCCAAAGACUUUUACGAGCCUUUACCAUGUCACAAAUCCUGGCCAUACGUCACUUGGAAAUUCAUCACGGAUCCCUCUAUCGGCAUGUGGUGUCGAGCCAAGCGACUCGAGUCAGGUGAAAAGAUAAGCCCGAAGACCUGGGAUACAUCUGUCAAGACAGAUCCGGCUUCUGACAGUGAGGGUUCAUCCAGCGAAGAGGUCGAUCAGGAGAUGGCGGAAGCGUUCGAACGAGGCUACGGCAGUGAUAGAGACUAG